AUGCCACUCAUACUCAUAUCAGGGUUUCCGUCAAGCGGCAAGACAUACCGCAGCGAACAGCUCAAGGAGUACUUUGCGCAGAAGAUAGCUGCUUCUGAGGAUGCGCGCAUCUCCAAACUCAAGAUCCACCACUUAAACGAUCAGAACUUGGGACUUGAUCGCGAUGUAUAUGCUGCUGCAAGGAGCGAGAAGGAUGCGCGGGCCACUCUGUCUUCGGCCAUCAAGCGCGACUUGACAGCAAACUCGAUUGUCAUUGCCGACUCGAUGAACUACAUCAAGGGCUUCCGCUACCAGAUGUUCUGUGAAGCAAAGGCCCAGCGCACCCCGAGUUGUGUCGUGCACAUUGGAACGCCCGUCGAGAAAUGUCGCGAACUUAACGAAAAAGCCCUUACCGAAGGUACUGGUGGCUACCAGACCGACCUGUUCGAGAAUCUCGUCUUCCGCUACGAAGAGCCCAACGGCAUGACACGCUGGGACUCGCCGCUCUACACGGUACCCUACGACGACGAGACACCGCCGCUGGAAGAGCUUUGGGAUACGCUGGUCGGCGGAAAAGUAAAGGCUGUCAAGCCAAACUCGGCCACAGUCCUGGCUCCUGCCACCGAGCAAAACUACCUGUAUGAGCUGGACAAGACGACAUCCGACAUUGUCACUCAGAUCUCGGCCUGGCANAAAGAUCAUCCAGGAGAGAGCGGCGGCGAGAUUUCUGUUGCUGGAGCUGAGCACGACAUUGAGCUGCCUGCCAACCCUCUCGGUCUGCCGCAACUGCAGCGUCUGCGCAGACAGUUCAUUACUAUGAACCGCACACACAACUUGACAAAGGACCGCAUCAAGGACUUGUUUGUCGACUACCUCAACGACACUUUUCAAGCAGCUUGA
This is a messenger RNA of Aureobasidium musti, 879 nucleotides long. The record is from the annotation of a GenBank genome assembly. Lineage: Eukaryota; Fungi; Ascomycota; Dothideomycetes; Dothideales; Saccotheciaceae.